AUGGGUUACAAUUACACUAUUCAUUACAAAUCCACUCAUCAUCAUGCCAAUGCUGAUGCACUUUCGCGCUUACCGAUCGGACCCGAUGAUUCUUUUAUCGAUGAUGAUGCGAACCAAGUCCAUGCUGUUCAAGUUGAAUUACUUACUGACUGUCCAGUCAGCGCGCACGAAAUUUCAACCUCAACGGAAACUGAUUCGAUAUUAGCAGUUAUCAAACAAUUCGUUUCCACAGAUUGGUCUUCGUGUAAACCGAAAUCUCUCGAUCCGUCACUCGUUUCGUAUUAUAAUAAUCGUCAUUUACUCUCGAUUGUUGAUGGUUGCCUGAUGAAAGAUAACCAAGUUAUUAUUCCUCACAAUUUACAACCUCGUGUCCUUCAAAUGCUGCAUUCGUCGCACUUGGGCACAGUGAAAAUGAAACAAUUAGCUCGUAGUCAUUGCUGGUGGCCAACCAUGGACAAAGACAUUUUGAACCUAUCGAACGCUUGUUUUACUUGUUCGAUACUGAAGCCUUUACCGAAAUCCGAAUACAAGUCUUGGCCUGAACCGGACCAUGUCUGGUCUCGUGUCCACAUGGAUUUCGCUGGUCCAUUUUGGGGAUCAAAAUGGUUGUUACUUGUUGAUGCCAAAUCGAAAUUUCCAUUCGUGGCUGACAUGCAGAAUGACACUUCGGCUUCAAAUCUUUCGAAAGUGUUGGACCACGUUAUUGAUUGGUUUGGGCCUCCAGACAGUUUAGUUUCCGACAACGGUCCGCCAUUCAAUUCUUACGCAAUGCGCCAGUUUUAUUCCAAAUAUGGUAUCACACAUGUGACCACCGCACCUUAUCAUCCUGCAAGCAAUGGGCUCGCUGAACGUUUUGUUCGGUCUUUUAAGGAUACCAUGAAGAAGCAACUACAAUCUGGAGAAACCGAUAAGCACAUAGCCUUACGAAAUUUUCUUCGCACUUAUCGUUGGUCUCCGCACACGUCGACUGGUGUCUCUCCGGCAAAUCUGAUGUUUCAACAUACAAUUCGUACAGAUCUCGAACGCAUGAAACCGAUUUCUAGUUCACCGACAGCACCAUUACAAUCCAAGUACGUAGUCGGACAGUCGGUUUGGGCUCUGAAACCACUACUCAAUCACCGUUCUCAAUGGAAAACGGCUGUCAUCACACGAAUUAUUAGUUCAAUGGUGUACGAAGUUACUUUAGCUGAUGGUCAAUGUAUUAAGCGGCACCAAAAUCAGCUGCGUCCGCGACACUCCACGGAUCAAUCGUUUUCAGAUAUCGAUAGUUUACCGGAUGAUAUCAGUCCUGAUAAAUUAUUACCGAUGUCGACAGAUGUGACAACUGCGCCGAUUUCAUCGCCAUCACUCUCAUCGAACUCUAUUCCAGCACCACCACCUCCAGCGAUUUUGCAUCCGUCGUCAUCGCCACGUUAUCCAACUCGAACUCGUCGAGCUCCCGAUCGCUACUCACCAUCGUAA
Molecule: messenger RNA, 1461 nt
Organism: Adineta ricciae
Lineage: Eukaryota; Metazoa; Rotifera; Eurotatoria; Adinetida; Adinetidae
Source: the annotation of a GenBank genome assembly